Puma concolor (puma) is the source of this 2151-nucleotide messenger RNA. The record is from RefSeq and is a predicted model, not a curated record. Lineage: Eukaryota; Metazoa; Chordata; Mammalia; Carnivora; Felidae.
AUGUUCCUUCACCUUGUUUGGAAUUUUGGGGGCAGGGGAGCUGGACAGGACCUUGACUACGAGGAUACGUUUUCUGACUUUCACCCCGACUUAUGUGAAACUGCCCAUCUGAAGACACUUCGUCACCCUUGCCUGCUGAGAUUUUUAUCAUGCACCGUGGAGGCGGAUGGGAUCCAUCUGGUCACCGAGCGAGUGCAGCCUCUGGAAGUGGCUUUGGAAGUGCUGUCUUCUGCGGAGGUCUGUGCCGGCAUCUACGACGUACUGCUGGCCCUCGUCUUCCUUCACGACAGAGGGCACCUGACACACAACAACGUCUGCCUGUCAUCUGUGUUUGUGAGUGAGGACGGCCACUGGAAGCUGGGGGGGAUGGAGACCGUCUGCAAAGUUCCUCAGGCCACACCCGAGUUUCUGAGGAGUAUUCAGUCAGUAAGAGACCCAGCAUCUAUCCCUCCUGAAGAGAUGUCUCCAGAAUUCACAACUCUGCCAGAGUCACAUGGACAUGCCCGGGAUGCCUAUUCAUUUGGGACAUUGGUGGAAAGUUUGCUCACAGUCUUAAGUGGACAGGUUUCAGCGGACGUUCUCUCCAGCUUCCAACAGACCUUGCACUCAACCCUGCUGAAUCCCAUCCCCACAUGUCGGCCGCCGCUCCGCACCUUACUGUCCCAUGACUUCUUCAGCCAGAGGGAAAGGGGUGCAGGUGUAAAUGGGGAGCCCCAGGUGGCUGGCCAUGUGGUGGGGCCGUGUGCUGAAGCGUCGGCCCCCGGCCUGUCAGCCUCCUCCCGCCAGACUCGAUGCAAGCCGCCCUCCCCCCGGGGGGCCCACAGGCCCCCCUCCCGCCCCCCCCACCUGGCUGAGGAGAUGACUGCACGGCUUCCGGCAGGAGAAAUGGGGAGCCUCCCAUUCCUGCUGGACAGAGUCAGCUGCUUGUCCGAGGAGUUGAUCGCCUCGCGGUUGGUGCCUCUUCUGCUUAAUCAGUUGGUGUUUGCAGAGCCAGUAGCCGUUAAGAGUUUUCUGCCUCAUCUGCUUGGCCCCAAAAAAGACAGCGCGCGGGGAGAAGUGCCUUGCCUGCUGUCGCCGGCCCUGUUCCGGUCGCGGGUGAUCCCUGUGCUGCUGCAGCUGUUUGAGGUGCACGAGGAGCACGUGCGGAUGGUGCUGCUGUCUCACCUGGAGGCCUACGUGGAGCACUUCACUCCGGAGCAGCUGAAGAAAGUCAUCCUGCCACAGGUCUUGCUGGGCCUGCGUGAUACCAGUGAUUCCAUUGUGGCAAUUACUCUUCAUAGCCUAGCAGUGCUGGUGUCCUUACUUGGACCAGAGGUGGUUGUGGGAGGUGAAAGAACCAAGAUCUUCAAACGCACAGCCCCAAGUUUUACUAAAAUGGUGGACCUUUCCCCAGAAGGUGAUCAAUAUUCUCAGCCUAUCAAAUUCCCCAUGAACGGACUCUCCGAUGUGAAAAGUACCUCAGGAGACCGUGAAAACUUCCCAUCAAGUUCUAAGAAGUCUGAGGAGUGGCCCGACUGGAGCGAGCCGGAGGAGCCUGAAAACAAAGCUGUCAGCAUACAGAUUGGUCCCGCGGAACCCCGCGAUGCCUCCACAUCCCCGCUCCCUAACUUGAACACGGAGGAGGCGUCAUGGGAUGACUUUGAGCCCAGCAGCUUAGACAGUGAAACAAACGCAGGAGGAGGAGUCCCCGUUGUGAGACCUGGGGCCGCAGGGGGACCUGAGCCCAUUCCUGCCUUGUUUUCACUCACUGAAGAGCCCAAGCCUUCGAAACCCGGCCUGUGCCAGAAGGCCGGUCUUGCGCCAAGCAGGGAUGACCCGGGCCACACCGAGCCCCCAAAAGUGUCACCAGAAGGACGCCUUAAGGUUCCAUCUGAACUGGGUUUAGGAGAGGAGUUCACCAUUCAAGUGAAAAAGAAGCCAGUACGAGAUCCCGAGUUGGACUGGUUUGCGGAUAUGAUCCCAGAAAUUAAGCCUUCGGCUGCUAUUCUCAUUUUGCCUGAACUGAGGACAGAAAUGAUGGUUUCCGGCAAGGAUGACGUCCCACCAGUGAUGCAGUUUUCCUCGAAAUUCGCUGCAGCAGACCUUACCGAGGGAGAGUCCGAAGGCUGGGGAGACGAAGGGGAGCUGAACUGGGAAGAUCACAACUGGUGA